Porites lobata is the source of this 4465-nucleotide messenger RNA. The record is from the annotation of a GenBank genome assembly. NCBI's taxonomy places the organism in Eukaryota, Metazoa, Cnidaria, Anthozoa, Scleractinia, Poritidae.
AUGCAACAGCAAGUGGUAACGUUUGCGCAUGCGUCAGUCCUGCUGGGAAGCACUUGUUGACCGGAAAUCGUAAUGGCCGAAAGCUGUCGUGAAGCACUUUCAAGGGAGAUUUUUUUGCAUACCCAGUCAAUAGCAGACAUGUGUUAUAGAUUGGAUACUUUGGCUCAGCCAUGUUGAAGUGUCAUGUAUGGGAGAAGGACCAUUUAGCUGGUUAAUUUUCAUCCAUUUGGCUCCUCUGAUGAAGCAGAUAAGGCGUUCACGAGGUCGUUUGUUGUGAUAUGUUGAUUUGUUGACAUUCAAGCGGUCACGGAUUUAUGGGUUAUCGUCCAUGAUCUGCAGAGCUGCUUAGCAUUUAGGUAAGAUAUACCCCUUCAUUUACUUUGUGAAAUGUGGAGCAGCAUCAUCGAAUGUUAUGUGUUAAAAUUAUAGCAGCCUGAAUUCAACGCAAUUUAUGUGAGCCCCGUACCGGGCCCCGUAUUUUUGUAGUAUUUGACCCUGACCGUACAGCGAGAUCCAGUUAUAUAUCCCACACAAACGACUAAACAGGUUAAACGUCUCUUUCGGUCACUCCGUAUUUUCACUUUUAAUGGUUAAUUCAAAGGGGGGGAGUUCGAGUAUUUUGAUACUAUUUAGCGGCAUGAAAUCAACAAGCAAAUUUCCUGCUCUUACAAGUAAGGCCGUAGUCGGAUGUGUCCUUCCAUUUUCGAAAAUUUGCUUUUCUGGUUUACAUUGGUGCUCUAUGGCGACUACUUAUUCUCGGAGAUUAAGAGAUCGAGGCAGUGGAUCGUGAAAUAUUAUUUGCUAAAACUUCGUUUAAGAUAGACAAAUUUUUCUUGUCCUUUUCAACCUUAAUUGUUUUCAGAUUUUUCGUGAACAUGUAAAAGUAUAUCCCAACAAAACUUAUUUGUAAAAGCAUUGUUUCGGAACACUCUUUCAUUCUUGAAUGUUUGAUUUUGCAUCCAAGGCGGGGAACGCUGAUGAAUUUGCGUUUUAAUAAUCAUGCACUGUAAGCUCUAAGAUUCAUUGACAACAGGGGCACCCAACGACAAUUUUCGGAAAAAUAUCUGUUCGGAAGACGAUUUGAGAUCUAGAAUUUUCGGAACAUUUGUUGCAAAAUUUCUUGCCUGCGUGCUUCUCCUAGGAUUUUCGAACAUCUAAAAUAUGGUAUAAUUGCCUUUUUUGGGAGCCUUUUUUCUGGCUGAAAUUUUCGAAAAGGUAAGUUUUGAUCCCUAUAAUUUUCGGAUCAUUAGACUUUCAGCUAGGAAAUCCGAACAGAUGAAAAAUUUUUAGGGGAUGAAAAUAUGCCUAUAUCUACCGUUUAAAUACCAAAAUACGUUUAACAAUGCUAUGUUUUCGUGGUUUUGAACCAUAUUCUCGUUGGGUGCCCCUGUUGACAAGAACCCUCACCAUUUUGGAAGAUGAUUAUUCUAUGAUGAUUUUGUUUAUACAUAUAAAAUUGGCGCCUAAAAGAAUUUUAAUGUUGUGCUUAAAAUGUUUACAUAAUGUCUUGAAACAUAACUGAAAUCAAUAUAAAAUAUGAAAAUACACAUAUGUGCAUUCUUUUCCCUGCCCUACUAUAAAAUAUGAUAAGUGUGAUUUAAUGCAUUUUCAUGUGACCAUUAUGAUAUUACCCCCCGGGGGGGGGUACUGCCAUAUAUGGGCUAUAUAGGUAUGUGCCGCUGUGAAGGGUAUGGUUUUCAAGCAGUUUACUCUAGGAUAGGGUAUAUAAAUCAGAGCGUUUGGCUCUAGAAUAGGGUAUCAUUUUUCAGGAAACUGAUCAGUUGGUUGAAGAUUUUAUCUAGACUAGGUACACAGCUACUCUAGGAUAGGGGGAUUUGGGGAGUUUACUCUAGUAUAGGGUAGCAAAAUUCAGCUGAACUAGCUCUGGUAAAGGUUAAGGGUUCCAGGCUCCCAGCGGCACAUCCCCACCCAGAAAUUCCUAAAGUGCCCCCCCCGGGUAUUACCCCCACUUUGACACUAGCACAAGUUCAAGCGCAAAACAAUUCUUUGCCUUGUUCAGCUUUGCACUUGCUGGACUGCCAUUCCUGUUUGAAGCACAGACUAUACUGGACAUGAAAUCUGUGAAUUUGAUUCCUUGCAUUGGCAUCCACAUAAGAAUUAGCUCCAUCACGUACAAUGUAUUUGUAUGCUAACAAAAAUCAUAAAAUAUAAUGUUAUCAUUCCUUUUCUAUCCAAAAGAUUUCUUUCCUUCUUGAAUAUAAAUUCGUAUCCAUCACACUUUGGAAAUUCUGAAUAUCUAAAGGGGUAUCACUAGUUGUGUGCAACAACAAAAUGCCAUAGGAGUAACUUUCCACUCUCCGCUAGAAAUAAUUCUUUUGAUACUCUGGGUCUCAUAUAUUCAGUGUUUGUGCACAUGAAUUUAGGAGCACUUAUGGCUUGCCAAUGUCAGUUUGGCUGUGUAUACACAGUAGUAAUGCAUAUAGUCAUCUAUCAUAGACUGCACAAGUUGCAAUUGAUGCUCCUGGUGUUGCAAGAUGACAAGUUAUGGAAAAUUUCAUUUGCCUUUUACCUGUUGCAGGAGCUCCCUGUGAGAUGCUCAGCACAAAACCUUGUUGAUUCAAGUGAUAGUCAUUGAGGACGACUGCAUCGUCACAUUCAAACCAGUUGCACUUUUCACUCAAGCCAUAGCAGAGCUGGUACAAAAUGGCGACUAUCUGUUUUUCAUUUAACCCUAUGCUGUCUGCAGAAUGUGAAGGGUCUGUCACUCCAUCCUGAACUGCAUCAAAUAGCCUUGGUGCCCCAGAAGACACACAGACAAGCUUUAAUUUUAUUUGAGUCAUACAUUGGCUCACUUGAAGCUAUCAGGCUUUAAGAUCCUUAAGUUCUCCACAUGUUGAAAUUGAAUGAAAAGGAAAAGUUAGGGCAAAUUUUCUCUCAUUUUCAAUUUCUUAAUCUUCAAAUCAUAAGAACUUGGCCCCAAAUAGAUAUGGGUUAGUCAAGGGAGCUAAGCCUUAUUAGUUAUAUAUUAAAUAAUUAACACAUGUGCAGUAAAAAAUACCAACAACAAAAUUUCUGAAAAGCAAAAAUGAGUGCAAGCAUGGAAGUACCAGAAGCAGAAAAUUCACUUCAAUAUCUCAGGGAGAAAAUGCAGUUUUAAAUAUGACUUUGAUCUUUACUAUUUUAAGUAUUUUCACUGUUGUGUGCAUGCAUAUUUGCAGUUUUCUAGUAUGUAGAAGUGUGGGGAGUAAAGGGAAGGAUUUUUCAUUGUUAGGGUUACCUCAAUAAAACACAUCUGUAAUAUGACACAUCUUGUACCACUCUCCUCUCUUGGCUCAUCUAAUUCUUUAUUUUAGAGGUAUAAGGGGCAUCUUGGAUUCAAGAGCCUCCAUAUUACAAAAUUCUGCCUACACCCCUGAAUAAGUUAAGGCAUCACAUACAUUUAAUAGAUGUCAUUUCUAGAGUUUGGGUCUUCAGUGUUAUAUCAUCUAGUCAAAAAUGGAAAGAUACAAUUUCAUAGCCCUGGGUGGGAUAUCUUUGAAAUUUUAUCAGUCACAGAAUCAGGGCACUGCACCUCGUCUGGACACUGGUGGUUAGGAUAGGGUAUCUCUGAAAAUUAAUUACUGGCAGAAUCACUGCACUAAGGUUGCACAUCUCUAAACAACAGGGCGUUCCUGAACCAUAACUGACGUGGAAUCGUACUAUUGCAAGGAGAUUGUCGCAUAGCAUUUAGAAUUGUUUUCACAGCGUUUUAUUCAAAUCUUAAGCGUCGGACGUUUUGUACUCGGUCACAACUUAUAUGAGGAGAUUUUUUCCCAGUUACCCAGUGCUUUAAUAGAGGAGUUUUGUAGCUGUUACACAGAACCCCAUCAAAGCGCAAAAUUGUAAAUGAUCUGCGACUUAUUAGCCUUGAGACCAAUCUCGCAUAUUACACAGAAGACUUUGUCUUAUCUGCACUCCACAAAAAUAGAACAGAUGACUAAGACGAUGGUAAUUUUUAAAAGAGGCGCCAUUUUUCUUUACUGCGUUCGCUGCGAUCCAAUACCACCACAAACUUCCGCCCAGCGGCUCGCGCAUACUCGCAACGUUACCACUUGCUGUUGACUUAUGCGCUUAGUACUUGUGAGUGACAGCUUUAUCCCCAAGGGUCCUUGGGAGCUACUCUGAUUGGUCCAAGCGCACCGACCCGUUUUUGGGUCGGAAAAAUUGGCGCUAAUCAAGUAUGAAAAGUCCUUCGUCCCGCGCCAUAUGAAAUCCGACAAAGGACGUUUGGAAAGUCUAAGUCUUUGAGCGAAUUUGUGUAUUUUGUGAAAAGGCCGAAUACCUUAAAGGAACCAAAACUAGAGAGGCACUUAUUCAGAGUGUUGACCUUCGUGUUGAUAGUACCAUCCGGAGAGCAGCUGUGGGUAAAAACGAUCCAAGGAUACUAGCUAUUGUCACUAGGGAACUUGUUGAGGCAGAAGCGUGCGACCAUAAGUCUUGUUAUCGUGAUUACACUCGAAACGUU